AUGGUAUAUGAUCUAACCAGAUACAUGAGUUAUUCUUCCAUCUCAGAAAUACUAGAAGUCAUUUCUGUGUGGGUUCCAGUUAGCUCAAUUAGUAAAGUCUCUGAUAGUCUUGGUUGCUCAAUUUCCUCAACCCAUCAACCUUUGGGAGUCGUUCGGUUUGGUGAUACCCCACAAUCAUUGCCUUCUCAAUUGGGUCUAACCAAAUUCUCGUAUUGUUUGUUGUCUCACUUUUACGAUGACACAAAGGAGAGCACUGACCUUAUUUUGGACCUUGAUGGUGAAUUAGAAGCAAAAGGCCUUAGCUACACACCAUUGAUCCCAAGCAAGUCUGUCUCUACAGGUUUUCAUUUUUAUGGCUAUCGUUACGUUAUUCUUUUGGAAAUUGUCGUUGGUGAUACGCAUGUUAUGAUUCCAGAUAAAUUUCGUGUGCUAGGACCUGAUGGCAAUGGUGGAACUAUAUUGGACGCAGGGUCACCUUACACGUAUAUGGAAAGGUCAAUUUAUCAAAACGUGUCAGAAGCGUUUGAGAGUCAAAUGGGACGUUAUGCUGGAGCUCCUGACAUUGGUGUUCUUGGGUCAUGUUUCCAACUUAUUCCCAAUGAGGUGUCGUUGUAUUAUCCGCCAUUAACUUUGAUAUUAAUUUGA
Messenger RNA from Quercus robur (English oak), 645 nucleotides. Its product is annotated as aspartic proteinase nepenthesin-2-like. NCBI's taxonomy places the organism in Eukaryota, Viridiplantae, Streptophyta, Magnoliopsida, Fagales, Fagaceae. The coding region runs from base 1 to 645 and encodes 214 amino acids. The transcript has 3 exons. The record is from RefSeq and is a predicted model, not a curated record. Gene Ontology annotation, cellular component: extracellular region.